Messenger RNA from Chlamydomonas reinhardtii, 5066 nucleotides. RefSeq lists its product as uncharacterized. The transcript has 5 exons. The record is from RefSeq and is a predicted model, not a curated record. The coding region runs from base 132 to 3503 and encodes 1123 amino acids. NCBI's taxonomy places the organism in Eukaryota, Viridiplantae, Chlorophyta, Chlorophyceae, Chlamydomonadales, Chlamydomonadaceae.
CAGCAGGGAUUUCUGCCUGCGCGCUUCUCCUGCACUUUGGAUUGCGAAACCCUUUGCGAGCUUGCGACCUGGUCUCUUCUAUCACCAGUUUGUCUUCAAUUUUCCAGGCAUGUACUGUGUGUAAGCCAAUGAUGGAUGGGUUGCUCAGCGCAGGGCUGCGGCGAGGCCUCGGCGUGGCACUUAUCGCCCUAGCCGCUGCUAUCCCAGCCCAAGCCCUCGCAAGCGAAGCAGCCGAUGACGCUGGCCAUGCGGAUUUCUCCCACCUGCACGUCUUCCCGUCUGCCGCCGCGCCUUGCGUCAGCUACAUAACGUCUGGCGAGAACCCGCUGCUCUCGCCCAGCGGCGCCGUGGUGGGUCACCUGUCGCUGUACGCGCAGCACUCGCCCUCGCCCGGGGAGCCCGCCUCGCCGCUCUACUCGCCCUACUCCGCCACCUCCGCCGACACACGGCUGGUCCUGGACAUUGCCCUGAAGCGCCCCGGCGCCAGGCCCGCGGCGGGGUCGCGCGGCGGCAGCGCUGGCGCUGCUGCUACUGCCGCUCGGGCUUCCGCUGCUGCUGCCAGCACGGGGAGCAACGCGGCCCCUGCUGCUACUGCCACAGCCGCGGACACCGCCGCAACGCCAAUGCCGUCGGCCGCGCCGCCCGCACCCGCGCCGCCCGCGCCGGGGCCAUCGGGGUACUACUUCGCUGCGAACGCGGCGGCAGGCCACAACGUGCGGGUUUGGAUCUCGCGCUCCCCGCCGCACGGGUGCCCGCCCUCCGCCGCACUGCAGCCACCCGGCGAGCCCAUACGCAUGUCCGCCAACUGCGCGGGCCGUAGCGACACGCUGCGAGUAGAGGUGCCUCAGGAGGCGUUCAACUGCUCCCGCGGCUCUGCGGGCGGCGACGCGGGGCUGUCCGAGCUGCACACCGUGUUCUUCGUCACGCUGCAGCUGGACCUGGCCGCAGAGCCCUGCUCUCGGCCCGUGGCGUCCGCCUUUGCCGGCCCUCGCCAUGACGUCGUGACUGCCGUGUCCUCCUGCACCUACGUCACCGUCACCGCCACAUGCAAGCCCCCCACAUGCGACCCGCCGCCACCGCCGCUAGUACCCCGGCACCUGCUGGCGGGCCCCGCCGCCACCGCCCGCAACGCCGUACUGCACUACUACGCCCCUGAGCCGCCGCCGUCAAGGCCUGUGCCGCCGCCUCCAGCUGCGGCACCGGCUGUUGCCGGCGGGAAAGCAGGCGCCGCGACAGGCGCUGUGGGCGGCCUGGUCAAGGCGAGGGAGCAACCGCAGCCGCAGCAGGGGGUCGAAGCAGCGAAGGAGCGGCAAGCGGAGGUGCAGCUGCAGGGUCAGUCGCACGCAAGGCAACCCAGUCCGGACCAGGUCCAGAGCCAGGAGCAGACCGAUGACUGGGUCCUGCUUGACCCAGCUGUGGGGGCCGUUGUGGAAGGGGACGGCCUCAGCGCAGAACCGGCAGGGCCCACCGCUACAGCAGGCGCCGCGGCAGUGGCGGCGGCGCUGCAUGCAGCAGGCGGCGCAGCGACUCAGGCGCCAGAGCAGCAGGGGCCAGCGGCCGCAGCAGCGGUGCCAGUGACAGGACCGGCUGAGGACAAGGGCGCGAAAGCGGCAGAGGAGGCGAUCGCGCAGUGGGACGAGGUGGACUGGGGCGACGCAGAAGACUGGGCGGCGGCGGCGAGGCUUGUGGGCCGGCACGACGGCACGCUCGACCGUGGCGCCGCCGCAGCCGCAGCCGCGGCGGCCGCCGCCGGCAUCCACGACCUGGAGUCAUGGCGCAAGCGCCCCAUCGUGCUGCAUGAGGAUGACUAUGCGGAUGAGGCAUGGCAGGCCUGGAUGGCCGAUCAGCAGUACGACUAUGACGGUUACAACGGGUACGAUGACGCCGGCGGUUACGCCCAGGACAGCUGGCAGGACGAGAAGGUGGAUGAGCAGCAGUCGGAGGAGCCGGGGGCGGAGGCCGGGCAGCAGGCGGGGGAGGGGGAGGAGGAGGAGUCACGAGCCGACGCGGCUCACCGUGCCUGGACCCGGGUGCAGGAGACCGUCUGGUCGCCUGGCGGCUUGGCGCGGCUCCUGUUUGGCCGACUGCUGGCCGCCAUGCUGGGCGAUGAGCAGAUCCAAGCAGUGUUGGCCGAGAUGGAGGCGGAGGGCGAGGAGGGUGUGGGGCUGUGGCACUGGCGCGUGUCGUUCGUGGCACGCCAGCAGGCGGUGGCAGCGCUGCGGGCUGUGCCGGGGUGGCGGCUGGCGGCCGGCGCGGCAGCGACGGCCGUGGCGGCAGUAGUGCUGGGUCAGGCCUUGGGUGCGCUGCUCAAGGCACGGAGCACACGGCGGGAGGCGGCGCGGGAGGCGACGCGGCGGCAGCGGCGUUUUCAAAUGCGCCACGGCCACGGCCACCAGCACCAGCACCAAGGCCAUGCGCCGGUGCACGGGCGCGACAGGCAUGGACGUGGCAGCUCCGGGUAUGGGGAGGACAGCGACGGCGAUGCAAACGGCUGGGAGGAGCGGGAGGAAGAUGCUCGCCAGGGACUGGACCGCCGCAACCUGGCAGCCGCCGCCGAGCAGUUUGCACACUGGCAGCAGUACCAGCACCAGUGGCGUCAGGACCAGCCGGCCGCAGACUGGAUCCCGCACUUCCACCAGCACCACCAACCCCACCACCACGUCGCUGCCAACCAUGCGCCGCCGAUGGAGGAGCCGGAGCAGCAAGACGCAGACGGCCGCUUCGUUCUGCCGCUGUCGUGCCUCGGCCGCAUCCGCACCCAAACCUCCGACCUCGUGGACGCAGAGGCUGGCUCCAGGCACAGCACCAUCCGCGGCAGUGGCGAUGGCGCUGCUGGUGCUGCUGCUGCUGGCCGCAGCAGCGCCAGGGAUGCACGGGCAGCCGCACGGCAGGGCCCGCAGGGCGCGGGCGGCUGGGCGGUUGGUGAACGCGUCGGCGGCCCCGUCGGCGACCCCGUCAGCGGUCGCGGUGGUGGCGGCGGCGGCCCUCGGCUAGGCCUGGGAGGCCAGGGCCUGGUGUACGCCGACACGCCCAUUGCGGGUCGGGGGCGCGAGGCCGGGCUGGGGCUGGCCGGCGGCCCCGGCGGAGGUGGGCGCGGAAGGGGCGAUGGUGGUGCCGCCGACGCCGACGUCAUUGGAGAUGGGGAUGUGAAAGGCGGCCAAGGCCCCAUGCAUGGCGGUGGCGGCGGAGGUUACGGCAACGUGAUUGUGUUUUACCCGCUGGUAGGCCCGCACCUCACCGGGGAAGACCGAACGGAUGACGAGCGCGAUGGCGACAGCAGCGGCGACGGCACCAGCGGCAGCGGGUCGCAGGGCAGCAGCAAUGGCGGCGGCGGCGGCGCUGUCGGCCUUCGCCGGCCGCCGCCACACCGGUCGCUGAUGGCGCGAUCGCGCCUGGGGCGGCUGGCGGCGACGGCGAGCGCGGCGGCGGCCCUGGCGGCGGCGGAGCACGGCGUGACCGCGAGCGCGCCCGGCACACCCCAGGUGCUGCGCAGGCGGCAGUGAGCAGCGGGUGCGGUACAGCAAGCGACGAACCGGAGUAAGCCCGGCCGUAUGUGCGUGUUUGAGAGAGGAGGGGUAGGUGCAGUUUGUACAAUAGCGUCUUUUCUGUGACAUGCAAGAUGGAUGGGGGGUCCAUCAACAAUGACUACCGCAUCCCAGACCUCGUAUGCAAGACCUCGUAUGCAAGACCUCGUAUGCCACGCCUCGUAUGCCACACCCCGUAUGCCAGAUCUCGCCAGAAGGGAUGCGUCCACUGGUCGCGCUUUGCGACACGUGUAUGUGAUUGGCACGGCUAACACGUUGCCGUACAGCCCAACUCGCAUAGACGUGUACAUCAGACACCGUAACGGCUUGUAGGGUUGCCAGCACAUUUAAUUGUAGUAUUCGCAACUUGAUUAGAUCCCGAGUAUGAGUGCCCUGUAGGCAGCAGUCGCUGCGAAGCAUAGCGUCAGCCGUUGGUCGAUGUGCGGCGCCGCCGUACACAGGGUCGAGGGAUUAAGCACGUGUUGCUGUUAGUGUGAGGCUGUAGUAAUAGUGUGAUGGCCGGUUGCAGGAGGAGGAAGUUGCAAGCAAUCUUAGAGCACGCGACAACGGCUCCCCAGAGGUUGCGAAUCCGGCAUGAGUUGUAUGCGCCUAUGCGGUAGCUUCACAAUCCCCCUGUCAAAGCGUUUUCAUAGCAGCCCAGGCCCUCAGUGUUUUUUAUAUGCGACAAGGCUUAAUGUGUUAACUAGCAAGGCUAAUCCUUUGGGAUGUGCUCAACACGUCGAGCGAUGUAUGAGUUGGGGCUAGCCAAGGAGACGCGCACGGGUGAGGGGGCCAUGGUGCUGCCGCCCCCCCUGUGCUACCGCAAGUGAUUGGAGCCGCACCAUGCGCCUGUGAAGCCCUAUGAUUGGAUGGCUGUAUCAUGGUAGAUGGGAGGCGGUGCCGAGGUGUGAGGGAGCGGGGCUAGCCGGGUAGAGGCGCACGGGUGAGGGGGCUGAAGCGGCCAAGUUGCUGCCGCACCCCUGUGCUGCCGCAAGUGGUUGGAGCUGUACCAUGCGCCUGUGGGGCCUUUUGAUUGGCUGGUUGUAUCAUGACAUGAUACCGUAGAUGGGAGAUGGCUGUGGGACCAUCUGGUGAGUUGCCUGUGCCGCGCAUCACAGGUAGUAUGGCAGAGGCAAGGAGCACGUGGCCCUGUGUCGUGUACCUGUGUCAAACGAUGGGGAUGUUGCUGUUGUUUGCAGGAACCGCGAUGUCACCGCCUUCCUCUGAUGCUCAACUUUGGCCGGCUGCAGGUGCUGUCCCGGGAGCAGCAGCAGCAGCAGCAGCAGGGGGUCGGGUGAUGAUGUGGGGCGCAGUGUAUGGAGGUGGCAUCCUGUAUGUUUAUUUGGGCGCUUCAUUGCGUCAAGCCAAUCGAGUCGUUGAGCAGGUUCGAUUUUGUGACGUGAGACCCACCUCACCCCGGUUAGUGCACGUGCUUGAGUGCUGUGCCGUUUUAGGGUGGGAGAUGACUUUCGGAAACGACGAGCCGUGAGUUUGCCGGCUACAUAGGCCAGGGAUUACUAGGCAGAUAUACUUGGUAGACGA